Molecule: messenger RNA, 808 nt
Organism: Tupaia belangeri chinensis (Chinese tree shrew)
Lineage: Eukaryota; Metazoa; Chordata; Mammalia; Scandentia; Tupaiidae
Product: splicing factor U2AF 35 kDa subunit
Exons: 1
Coding region: 152-808 (218 amino acids)
Biological process (GO): mRNA splicing, via spliceosome
Cellular component (GO): U2AF complex
Molecular function (GO): metal ion binding; RNA binding
Source: RefSeq, a predicted model, not a curated record
UCUUCUCUGGAGGUGGCAGCAACAAGAAUUAUCCAGGAAGCGAAAAGCAGUCCUCGCAGCCAAAGCUACCAGUGCCUUCAUCUUGGACUUUCCAACCUCUGGAAGGAAAAUAUUGUUGGGCGGCUGCGUCGGCGGCGGUGACGGGUGGGAAAUGGCGGAGUCCUUGGCCUCCAUCUUCAGCACCGAGAAGGACAAAGUCAACUGUUCGUCUUAUUUCAAACUUGGAGCAUGUCGUCAUGGAGACAGAUGCUCUGGGUUGCACAAUAAACCGACCUUUAGCCAGACCAUCGUGCUCCUGAACAUUUACCGUAACCUCCAUAACUCCUCCCCGUCUGCCGGCGGUUUGCACGGUGCUGUGAGCGAUGCUGAAAUGCAGCAACACUAUGAUGAGUUUUUCAAGGAAGUGUUUACAGAAAUGGAGGAGAAGUACGGGGAAGUGGAAGAGAUGAACGUCUGCGACAACGCGGGAGACCACCUGGCGGGGAACGUCUACGUCAAGUUUCGCCGCGAAGAAGAUGCGGAAAAGGCUGUGAUGGACUUGAAUAACCGCUGGUUUAACCGGCAGCCGAUCCGCGCUGAGCUCUCGCCUGUGACCGAUUUCCGAGAAGCCUGCUGCCGCCAGUAUGAAAUGGGAGAGUGCACCCAAGGCGGCUUCUGCAACCUCAUGCACCUGAAGCCCAUUUCCAGAGAGCUGCGGCGGGAGCUGUACGUACGCCGGCGCAGAUCGGGGUCCGGGUCGGGAGAGGGGCGCUCGGGGUCUAGAGACGGAGGUCCUGGCAGCUGCCCGCGGCGGUGGACCGGAGCGUGA